Molecule: messenger RNA, 1422 nt
Organism: Haemonchus placei
Lineage: Eukaryota; Metazoa; Nematoda; Chromadorea; Rhabditida; Trichostrongylidae
Source: the annotation of a GenBank genome assembly
CAGGCUAGGCCCGAGGCUGUUAGACAGCUGAGUCCCUUAGUGUCAUCGUGUAUCUCUAAGUUUGAGGCUAUACUUGGCAAGGAAGCUGUAUCGACUAAAGAGUCGAUCCGAGCACAAUAUUCGAAAGAUGAAGCUGCAUCGUUCAGGCCUCAUCUCCCCUCUGUGGUGCUGCUGCCCACGUCUGUCGAGCAGAUUUCAGCUGUUGUACGUGUUUGUAAUGAACAGAAAAUCCCCAUUGUUCCGUUUGGGACUGGAACAGGACUGGAAGGAGGCAGUGUUUCUCUGAUGGAUGGAGUAUGCAUUUCUGCAUUGAACAUCGAAGGUGGGAUCUGUGAAUUGAAUGAAGCAGACUUUGACGUUGCCGUACGACCGUCAGUCACAAGAAAGCAAUUGAAUGACCAUAUCAGGAAUACAGGACUGUUUUUCCCAGUUGAUCCAGGAGCCGACGCGUCAUUGUGUGGCAUGUGUGCAACUUCUGCCAGUGGAACCAAUGCGGUUCGAUACGGAACAAUGAAGGAAAAUGUACGCAAUCUCGAAGUGGUGUUAGCAGAUGGUUCCGUUCUGCAUACAAGAGGAAAAGGCACAAGAACCAGAAAAUCGGCAGCCGGCUAUAAUCUCACGGAACUCUUCAUUGGUUCCGAAGGAACUCUAGGAAUCAUUACAAAAGCUGUUCUGAGGCUCCAUCCCAGACCACAAGCACAAGCAGUAGCUCUCUGUCAUUUCCCUACAGUGGCAGAUGCUGUGAAUUCAGUUGUGGAAACUCUACAAAUGGCAGUUCCUGUUGCCAGAAUAGAGUUCCUGGAUGAUGUUCAAGUGGCUGCAUGUAAUGUCUACAGUAAGUUGAGUCUAGCCGAGCAACCAACUAUAGCCCUCGAGUUUCAUGGACAGAAUGAAAACGAAGUGGCAGAGCAAGCAAAGUUUGUGGAGGUCUGUACGAACAACCGAGGCUCCGCGUUUGAAUGGGCAGUGGAGCUGGAAGAAAUGGAAAAAUUGUGGGCAGCACGGCAUAACGCGUAUUAUGCUGCAUUAGCGAUGAGGACUGGAGCGGUGGGCUUCACUACAGAUGUAUGUGUACCGAUAUCAAAACUGGCAGAGACGAUUGUCCAAACCAAAGAGGACUUGGAGAAUUUGAGCCUUAAAGGUGCAAUUGUUGGACAUGUGGGUGAUGGAAACUUCCAUGUGAUUUUGCCAGUUUUUGAAGAAAACUGUGAAGAAAUGAAAAUUGUGCGAGCAUUUUCUGAUAGACUCGUUCGACGGGCUUUGUCCGCUAAUGGAACGUGUACCGGCGAACAUGGUAUUGGAGUUGGAAAAAUACCGUAUCUCGUGGAAGAGUUUGGUCCGAUUGGUGUACAAAUAAUGAAAAAUAUUAAACGUGCUCUGGACCCUAAUGGUAUCAUGAAUCCAGGAAAAGUAUUUGUUUAA